UAUAGAAAUAGGGUUUAUCAUCGUCUACACCCAAAAUCCACACUCACAGUCCAAACCCCAACUGCACUCCCUCUCUCAAUCUACCGGCCCAGAUUUGCAGUUUUGGCCUUCUCUACUGAUUGGCUAAGUCAUGUAUGCAACUAAGGGUAGCUGGGCUGGACAAACAUUUGCCCUAGCUAACAGCAAUGACUCCAUGGGGAAGAAAUCAAGAAUUCGACGGUCAAAAGAAGAACGGAAGGCAUUGGCUGAAUCUUUUAUUAAGCAAUAUCAGAAAUUAAACAAUGGAAAUUUUCCGUCCCUCAAUCUCGCGCACAAAGAAGUUGGUGGAUCCUUCUACACAGUGCGAGAGAUUGUUCGAGAGAUUAUUCAAGAAAAUAGAGUGUUAGGUCCACCCAAAAUCUCUUCAGAAGAACAUAACAAUCAAGAAUUUCUGGAACAACAUCCGCUAGGCUCCAUUACUAUGGGAACUCAAAUCGACUCAUCCGUAUCAGGUAGCAUUGAUGUGGUGACUCAUAUUUUGCCAGAAAACAUUUCUACUUCCAAUGAGCAGUUAAAUGGAUCUUUCCCCUUUGAGUUGGAUAAUGAACAAAUAAAAGGAUUAAGCGAGGUGGCUGAAAAUGAUGAAGCCAUUGAUAGAACUAGCAAAAGUCAUCACGGACUUGAUGAUUACCUGGUAAAUAAUGAUGAGAAGAUUGUGAAUGGUGUUGGGAUACUUGAGGAAAGUUCACAUGUUGAUAAACCAGUCGUAAUAGAUAUUGACCGUGAAGAUAAUAAUGAUGGUGAUCUUUCCUCUAGCCAAAAGGCUAAAAAGAAUGACGAGACAGUUGAUAAAAAUAAAGAGUUUGUGGAACAAAUUAAUGCAAAGUCUGCGGCUAUUGAGGUUCUGGAUACAGAGAGUUAUGGAGCUCAACAUGUAGAAACGUUCGAAACUGUAAAUUCUCUUGUAAACUCUAAUGUUGUUGUUGAGACAUUUCCAUUAAGGCCGGUGCCUAGGGCGGUUCAUGACAUGGAUGAGAAAGCACCGGUAAAUCUUCAGAGUUCGAUUUUGGAAGGUUUUGUGCCAGUUGGGGUUGAUAAAGGUGGUGAGAUAGCAGAGCUUGUAUCUGGUGAUGCUUCACCCAAUGAAAUUACUAAGGUUUCAACUAAAUGCGCGAUUUCCGAAAACUCCACUUUAGCGGAAAGCAAAGCUAGUGAUGAAGAUAGUAGCGGUUACCCCAAUGGGAAGAAUCCAACACUAAACAGGAUAAAUCUUGGAACUUGGGAAGGGACAUCAAAGAAAUCUUCCCAACCUGAAAAGAAUUCACUCCUGGCCAUUGUGAAGGCAUUCAUCUCUUCUAUUGUGAAAUUUUGGACUGAGUAGUACAUUUUCUGUUUGACUGUCUUCUCUUAGAAAACAGGUUAGGCUGGUUCUUUCAAAAAGCAUAUUUUCUCUGCAUCCUACGGUACCUUUUUUUGGUAAUUUGUUGUUUGUGAUCUUGCGAAUGAGCUUUAGUUGGCAGAUUUAUAUUCUGAGAAGGUGAACUGAAGUUCUGUUUUCAGUAUGAUGCUCUGGAGAUUUCAUAUACUAGAUUUAGCCUAAUUAGUAAAUACAUAUCCCAAUAUAUUUCAGAAUCCAAAGUCUCCUUGAUAUGUGCCUGUUAUCUGCAGACUGGAAACCACACGUAUUGUGAUAAUUAGUUAGAUUUAGACAAACCAUGGCAAUAUUCAUUAAAUUACAAGAUAGCUAGAUUCUUGUUUUCUUUUUGAUAGUUUGGCCACACCUAUGGAUAUUAAUAUAUUAUUGAUACUUAUCCCUAGUUCAUAUUCAAUAAUCCUUGGAUGAAAAGACCUGGUAAAGGUGCGAAAAUCUACCAAGCACAGGAAUAUAUAUGUAUGUAAUUUUCAUUUUAUUGAGAUUGACAGCCUGCCACUGAAGGCAUGUUAGAGUUAACUGCAGAAAGCAUGAAUUUAUAUACUACUGUAAAAUUUCUUUUUGAUGUCUUUUCAUGUAUGUUUAUCUGUUUCUGAGUCCACGGGUCUGAGUUUUGAGGCUUAUAUUGAUAAU
This is a messenger RNA of Striga asiatica, 2044 nucleotides long. The record is from the annotation of a GenBank genome assembly. NCBI's taxonomy places the organism in Eukaryota, Viridiplantae, Streptophyta, Magnoliopsida, Lamiales, Orobanchaceae.